CGUCACACAUUGUUUUUUUUUGCCAAAAGUUAAGUGAACAAGUUAUGAAUUUUCAGACAAGUUGCUGUCGCAUUUGCUUAAAAAGUGAGUUGUUAAUGUCUAUAUACCUUUAUAGCCCCACUUUUCCAUUGAGGCCUAUUGAAAUAGUAGAAAAAUUGAAUAUAUUCAAGUAUGAUGAAACAUUACCAACGCUUCUUUGUCAGUCAUGUUUGUACCGGCUAUUGGAUGCUUAUAACUUACAACAGCUUGCUGAAGCAUCUGAACGCCGAUUACGUGAUUAUAUAGGGAAUGGUACUGCUGGCGGUAGCCUGGGAAUAUGUGGAAUAAGCACAAAUACAAUAAAUCAGGAUUCCUCAUGCUUUUCUUCAAGUGCACCAAUUGGUGAUACCUGCAAGGAUGCUGGUGUUACCUCUGCUAUUUAUAGCAAUAUAUGCGACAUGUUCGAACGCAGUACUAUGCAAACGAAUAAUGAAGUUAUUAAUGAUAAAGUGUGCGCAGUGGCGGGCGAGGACAUGCUAAAUGAUAUCGAAAUUGACGUCAGCAGUUUGACACGAUCAGAAGCCAAUGAAGAUACAUUGAAUGAAGUUUUUGCAAUCAAACAUCCACACUUGAGCUUAAAUAGAGAAAUCAACUUGAAAACCGAUAUUACUGCGGACCUAGCUAUUUCGACUUCUACCAAGGUCAGUAUCGAUGUGCCGUUGAGCGAAAAGCGCUCGGAACCCAAUAAACAUUAUAAAAACUCCAAUCCCGUUGAAAUGACCAAAUUGUUGCAUUCAAAGGAAAAAACUUUCCAUUGCAAGCAAUGUCCACGGCAGUUUAAGCAAUCUAGCAAUUUACUUAUACACCAGCGUACACACACUGGCGAAAAGCGUUUCCAAUGUGAAAUUUGUGCUAACUUCUUUACCACAUCCAGCAAUUUGAAGGCACACAAGACAACGCAUUUGGAGCAACGUGAAUACCUUUGUGGCCAAUGCAAUCGAGACUUUAAAACACUGCGUGAAUUACGCCGCCACGAGCCUGUGCAUAAAACCGUAAAGGACAAUGUGUGUGGAAAGUGUCAAAAGGCAUUUACAAAACGUAGUUAUUUAAUGGAGCACAUUGCGGCAAUGCAUCGAGACAUGCGCCGGCACAAGUGUGCUGAUUGUGGCAAAUUAUUUGGCAGGCGAUCAAAUUUGGUUUCUCACAUACGUAUUCACUCAGGUGAAAAGCCUUUUCAAUGCAAAUUUUGUGAAUGGAAAUUUAAUCAAUCAUCCGCCUUGGCACGCCAUAUGAAAAAACACUCUUCUAAAAGCGAAAAUCUCAACUUUAAUUUUAAAACUACAGAGUUAAAGAAUUCGACAUUAUUGAACAUCUUGCGAACACCCGAAGCGAUCGCAACCGACGCUGUUGAUAUGGGUGAUAUAGGUAUAAAUGCGCAGAGCAACUUUACUGUACUAAAUAAUUUAUCCAGUUUGAGUGAUAUACAUUGCAUAAGCAACGAAGGCUUGAAUACCGAACUCGAAACCGUAACAAUUACCGCAGCUGUUGACAAAAAGGAGGCAUUACAAAAUAAUGGAGGAUAUGAUGACUUUACGAAGAACGAUAUUUUGGAUUUCUCAACAAAUCAUGUAGUUUGUUAGUUUCGUGCAUCUGCUAGCAUCUGCUUUGUUUAUUGUACUCAUUGUAGAGAGCCAAGAGUUUCGGACUUGUACGUGGUUGUACCGCAUUUAAAGCGAAUUCGAAAUGCGUCCAAUUUACACUUUCAGCGUCGAAACUAUCCUCUAAACAUUUUAAAGCUGCUUCUUGACAUACAGCUUGUAUCUCGGCACCGGAAUAACCUUCAGUGCGUUGCACAAGCAUAUUUAUGUCUACAUCAUCCGCUAACGGCAUAGGUAAUAAUUUAAUGCGGAAGAUUUCUUGUCGUGCUUCCGCAUUUGGUAGACCUACGUAGACAAUGCGAUCGAAACGACCUGGGCGCAAAAGUGCUUUGUCAAUCAUAUCAGGUCGAUUGGUUGCUGCUACAAUGGUGACAUUCCCCAAAGCCUCCACACCAUCUAUUUCCGUGAGUAACUGUGUAAGUACGCGUUCUUUAACGGAUGUACCCGAACUGGAGCCGCCAUCUGACCGCUCUCCACUAAUAGCAUCUAUUUCAUCAAAGAAUACAAUAGAUGGCGAUAAAUGGCGUGCCUUUCGAAAAAUUUCACGUACCGCCCGCUCGGAUUCGCCUACCCACAUUGAGAAAAGUUCAGGUCCUUUUAUGGAAAGAAAAUUCAAUUGACUUUCGGUAGCAAGUGCUUUAGCGAUCAUCGUUUUGGAACAACCCGGUGGGCCGAACAUCAAAAUGCCACGUGGCGGUUUCAAGCCCAAACGUUUAAACUUCUCGGGAUGUAGCAACGGCCAUUCUAUUGCUUGCUUCAACUUCAAUUUCAAAUCUGCCUGACCUCCUAUAUCACUCCAAUGCACAUUCGGGUUUUCUAUAAGGACUUCACGCAUCGCUGAUGGUUUGAUAUGUGUCAAUGACGCAUGCACGUCAUUUAUGUUCAAUGCACGAUUACCAUCUUUCAUUGCACGCAAAGCUGCCGCAUAUAUAAGAUUGGCUAUAUCAGCGCCGACGAAACCAUGUAAUACUUGAGCCACAGCGUUAACGUCAUCUAGGGAAAGUGUAUGUACAAUUUUGCGUAGCAGACAGUGAAUAAUCGCAGAGCGCUCUUUAGGUGUUGGAACACCAAUUUCAAUUUCACUAUCCAAGCGACCACAGCGACGUGCAUUCGGAUUGAGUGUGUGGAUUUGAGAUGUGGUAGCUAGUAAAAAGAUGCGUUGUGCCUCGUCCCUCCCACUGUUCAGCAUAUCUAGUAUAUUUAAAAAUGCGGCUCCGAUGCGUUUAGUCAUUUCAUUGGUUUCAUAUUUUGGGCACAAAUUAUGUACGUCUUCGAUGAUUAUAAGUGUUGGUUGCGGAUAGUUUUCGAAGGCCUUAUCGAAAUUAGCCUUUAAAUUUUUUUCGGUUUCACCAAGAAAUUUACUGAAUAGUUCACUGCUAUUAAUUCGCAUAAUAUUCCCCCUAUCUGAUUUAGCAGUCUUCUCCUGUAUAAUUGAACACAUUGCUUCGCAGAUUAAGCUUUUGCCACAUCCUGUGGGCCCAUGCAAGAGUAAUGUCCGCGAAACUUUCACACCUGAAAUAAACACAAUAAAUAUCAUAUCAAAAAUUCUUAAAUACAAUAUAUAAUACAUUCAAAA
This is a messenger RNA of Bactrocera oleae (olive fruit fly), 3213 nucleotides long. RefSeq lists its product as uncharacterized. The record is from RefSeq and is a predicted model, not a curated record. Gene Ontology annotation, molecular function: DNA-binding transcription factor activity, RNA polymerase II-specific; RNA polymerase II cis-regulatory region sequence-specific DNA binding; zinc ion binding. Gene Ontology annotation, cellular component: nucleus. Lineage: Eukaryota; Metazoa; Arthropoda; Insecta; Diptera; Tephritidae. Gene Ontology annotation, biological process: regulation of transcription by RNA polymerase II.